GGAGUGAAGUGUUUGGCGUGCUACUGCUAUCGGAGUUUUUUUUUUUUAUUCGUCGCUAUCUGUUGUCUUUCGUUGAGAGUUUGUUGUCGUUUUGUAACGUAACUCGCCAGGUUUUACGUUAUUAAUUCAGGAAGCCAGACCCGUAGCCGAUUUAUGGGACGUUUUAUAAAAGUUCCUGAAGUGCUCUUUGAGGAACCGGUGGACAGCGAACACCACCAGAGAUGGAAAGGCUAACCGAUAGCUGAGUUGUUAGCCGAGAAUCACAGGUCAAGAAUAGGCUCGAGCUAGCAUGCUAACGGCGAGCUAAUUUAGCAUUUUAUCGGCUAACCGAGUGACUUUGUUAACCUGUAACGUCAAAACUGCUGUCGUUUAUUCCUCGGGCCCCGUGUAGCACACAGUGAAUAGUUUAGCAAAGGCUAGCUAACCCCCCAAGAAGACUCGGUCUGUGUUACAAGGUAAAGGCGGAGAAGUAUUGUUGAGUGGUGGCUGUUGUUCAUCUCUCAGCCCAGACCAAGAGCAUGUUGUCCAACGCACAGAACCAGCCACUGUUUCCCAACUCGGCGGGGCAGCCGAACCCGACCGGGCAACAGAACCCUACGGGCCAGUUCCUCCCCUUCCACGCCAGACCCAGCUUACAGAUCAAGAAGAACGCCAUAACAGACGACUACAAGGUGACCAACCAGGUGUUAGGGCUGGGUAUCAACGGCAGGGUGCUUGAAAUCUUCCAGAAGAAGACCGGAGACAAGUAUGCGCUAAAGAUGCUGCAGGAUUGUGCCAAAGCCCGUAGGGAAGUGGAGCUCCACUGGAGGGCGUCACCUUGUGCCAACAUUGUGCGCAUCAUUGAUGUCUAUGAGAACCUCUAUCAAAACAGGAAGUGUCUACUCAUUGUCAUGGAGUGCAUGGAUGGUGGUGAACUUUUUAGUCGAAUCCAGGACAGAGGAGACCAGGCCUUCACAGAGAGAGAGGCAUCUGAUAUCAUGAAGAGCAUAGGAGAGGCCAUCCAGUUUCUGCAUGCAAUCAACAUCGCACACAGAGACGUCAAGCCAGAGAAUUUACUGUAUUCCUCGAAGAGGCCGAAUGCUCUGCUCAAACUCACAGACUUUGGCUUUGCCAAAGAAACCACCUCACACAACUCUUUAGCUACUCCGUGCUACACACCAUACUAUGUUGCUCCAGAGGUUCUGGGCCCAGAGAAAUAUGACAAGUCAUGUGACAUGUGGUCGUUGGGUGUCAUCAUGUAUAUCCUGUUGUGUGGAUACCCUCCUUUUUAUUCUAACCAUGGUCUAGCCAUCUCUCCUGGGAUGAAGAAGAGAAUCAAGAUGGGCCAAUAUGAGUUUCCCAACCCUGAAUGGUCUGAUGUAUCAGAAGAAGCUAAACAACUGAUUAGGACCCUUCUAAAGACUGAGCCGACCCAAAGGAUGACCAUCACAGAGUUCAUGAAUCAUCCAUGGAUCAAUCAAUCGAUGGAGGUUCCCCAGACCCCACUUCAUACCAGUCGUGUACUAAAGGAGGAGAAAGACGCGUGGGAGGAUGUCAAGGAGGAAAUGACCAGUGCCUUGGCAACAAUGAGGGUCGACUACGAGCAAAUCAAGAUCAAGACCAUUGAGGACUCAACCAAUCCUCUGCUAACGAAACGGAGGAAGAAAGCCAAUAGCGCCGUGGCGAACCCAUAGUCUGCGGGCCACUGAAAGAUGCACGCAUGCAUGCACAUAUAAACACAGGUUGUAAAAAGGAAGCAAUAAUUUGUCUACACAUGAGUCGCAUUGCAUGGAUUUUCUCAGUGUUUUAUUUUUCAUGGUAAAUUCUAAUGUUUUGUAGGAGUGUUUGUUUUACUAUACCCUUUUAACAAACCCACUGCUCUGCUCCGGCAGAGAGGAUGUUGAUCUGUGUUUUUACACCAGUGAAGAGAUUAUGAAUUCUAGAAAAGGGGAGGAGAGGGAAUCAGGUGAGAUCUCUCUCCUCUCCUUUCCCAAAUAUCAGGUUGAGUACUCAGAGGGGCUUGAAUGUUGGAAUAGGACAUGAAGCCUUAGCAUUAGAAGUAGUUCUUUUUCCACCCCACCGCCCUGUUCUAGCUCUAGCCCCACACCUGUGAAUGUUAAAUCCAAUGGCUAAAUCCCCAAAAAAAUAAAAGCAAGGGAAGGUUUCUUUUAUGUACAUGCAGCGUAAGCAGAUGUAUAUUGAACUGACAAGUGGAAUGUAAGGACUCUGUCCCUGACUGUUGGAAUCACCUGAAAAUAGUCGCUCGUUUCUGGGACUUGGGCCGGGAGUGUUUGUCAGGUUCAGUUUUGUCUUCAUGAAUGUCGAACAGAGGCCUAUGCACUCACAGAAGGGCCACGUGCCAUUCAGACAGAGCACCUCACACUUGGCCCCUCUCUCCUGUUUUAUUCUAUGCCUGUUUUUCAGGUACAUAGUUUUAGGGCAGAGAAGGAUGGCACGUUUAAGACCAGAAACUGGCUCGUCUUUCUCCUGCAUGUAGCUCAUAGGAGAGUAGGAGCCAACGGAUACUGUAUUUUUUCAUGGAUUUUAUCAAUAUUUUAGCAUAGGCCUUACUGAGUGUUGCUAAAGCAGCAAAAUUGCUUUUAACCCUUACCUACCAUUUCGUUCAGGCUUUUAGCAAUGGUAUGCUUCAGAAUUUAUAACCGUGCCAGAUUAUAUUUCAGGUUAAUGCUAUGCAGAUGUAUUUGUCAGCUUGAAGUACUGAUAGGGCAUUUUUGUUAGUGUUGAGUGCUGUUCGCAGAUGCGUUGGAGAGAUGUCGAGCAACAGUAGGGAGCGCUUGUGUGUUUUUGUGUAAGCAGUAGCACCCUGUAGGGAGUACAUGGUUCAGGCCGAUCAUUUCGAGUUACUGUUGGUUACACCAGCUCAACUGUCAGAAGUCUCAGUUGGACUAAUUCGGGGCAGCGUUCUCCAGCACUUCUCCUCCGCUCUUCCUGGAGGAUUGACAGGAGGCAGAAAGUACUUAGGAGCUGUUCCUCUUCCCUGAGCACAACCUGACAUACCACCAGCAAGCUGUCAUCACAUUCAAAGAGGGUGUGAUGGUUGGUUCCUCUUCAAUGUUCUGUUAACACAGCACGACACUUCCCAGCUCACUUGGGGUCGUGGGAAAUGAUUGUGUUACUUGUCGGUUUGGUCCACUUCACUUUGUAAAAUCACAUCCACAUUACCUGUCGCAUUGCACCUACAAAUCUCUCACUGUAAAAUUGUUCAUUGAAUAUUUGGGACAGUGUUCCCUUUGUUUUUCUUUCUUUUUUUUUGUUUAUCCCUAUUAACACUUUUUUGUAGUGGAAGCACAGAUGUGUCUGUCUGUUUUUGUUUUUGUUUUUUUUUCCCCCCGUCAUUGUGUCUGUUCAGCUUCACCUGCCGUACUUUUGUCUGCUUCAGCUUUGGAUUAAAAAACACAUAAAGCACAAACCUAAUCACUUAUCUCAUCAUUUUCCGAAUAUAAAAAUAUUUCGAGUAAGAAAAACACACAAGGCUGUAAACCUCUAGAGAUAAUGUUCUUUACUGAACUAUAUGUAAAAAGGAAAGAAAUACAGGCCUUCGGUAGCACAAUAUUGCCUGUAAACAACUGUAAUGAUGGCAACAGUAAUGUCUUUUGCUAACAUUAUGGUCUCAGAUUUUUUCCGAAACUCCCACUGGAGAGUUUGUCUUCUUGUUUUAAAAAAAUAUCUGCAAAGCAGUUACCGUAGAUGAUACUUAAAUAUUUAAAGGUCAAAGUUAUAUGUUUGUCUUGGAUCUGUGCUGCCAAGAAAAAAAAAAAAAAAAAAUCAUCCUACCUUUUUAAGACACCAACUAGUACUUUUA
Molecule: messenger RNA, 3802 nt
Organism: Toxotes jaculatrix (banded archerfish)
Lineage: Eukaryota; Metazoa; Chordata; Actinopteri; Toxotidae
Gene: mapkapk2a
Product: MAPK activated protein kinase 2a
Exons: 10
Coding region: 519-1673 (384 amino acids)
Biological process (GO): vascular endothelial growth factor receptor signaling pathway; response to cytokine; toll-like receptor signaling pathway
Cellular component (GO): nucleus; cytoplasm
Molecular function (GO): ATP binding; calcium-dependent protein serine/threonine kinase activity; mitogen-activated protein kinase binding
Source: RefSeq, a predicted model, not a curated record